Molecule: messenger RNA, 2105 nt
Organism: Hibiscus syriacus
Lineage: Eukaryota; Viridiplantae; Streptophyta; Magnoliopsida; Malvales; Malvaceae
Product: probable inactive receptor kinase At1g27190
Biological process (GO): protein phosphorylation
Molecular function (GO): protein binding; protein kinase activity; ATP binding
Source: RefSeq, a predicted model, not a curated record
UGAGCAGAGGAGCCAUUGCUUUCCUUUCUUUUCCCUCCCUUCUCCAUCUCUUUCUUUGUCUCCAAACAGUCAAUGCCAGCUGCCCAUUUCCCUCCUCCGUUUCGUUUUCUCACAUAACCGCCAUCUCUGCUUUCUGUUAAAAAAAAGAAGAAAAAAAAGCUCAGCCAUGAAGAACAGUCCCAUUUUCAUGAGUUUCUUGUUUUUACUUUUCAAUCUCUUCUUCUCUUUCGCCAUCGAAGAUGACAUCGCUUGUCUCGAAGGGCUGAAAAGCGCCCUCAUCGGCGCCGGCUCCCCUCUCUCCACGUGGAGCUUCAGCAACCGCUCGUCGACCUCCGUUUGCCAGCUCACCGGCGUUUCCUGCUGGAACGAGAAGGAAAACCGAAUUAUCAGCCUCCACCUGCCUUCGAUGAAGCUGUCUGGUCAGUUGCCGGAAUCUUUGAAGUAUUGCCGAAGCCUCCAGAUUCUGGAUCUUUCUAACAACUCUCUCUCCGGCCCCAUUCCGAAAGAUAUAUGCACUUGGCUUCCCUACCUCGUCCGUCUGGAUCUUUCCGGUAACCUUCUCUCCGGUUACAUCCCUCCUCAGAUCGUCGACUGUAAGUUCCUAAACGACCUCGUUUUAGCCGAUAACAAGUUGUCUGGUUCGAUCCCUUACGAGCUCGCUCGGUUGGACCGGCUUAAACGGUUUUCCGUUGCCGGUAACGACUUGUCUGGCUCGAUCCCCUCUGAUCUGUCCAGAUUCGGGGAAGAUGAUUUUGACGGUAACCAUGGACUUUGUGGGAAACCGUUAUCGGAAUGUGGUGGAUUGAAUGGUAAAAACCUGGGGAUUAUUAUAAUAGCCGGUGUCACCGGCGCGGCAGUUUCGUUAAUCAUCGGUUUCGCCAUUUGGUGGUGGUUCUUUAUCCGAGCUGGCGCAGGCGAAAAAAGAAAGAUGAGUCACGGCGUUGAGGGCAAAGAUGAUAGUAGUUGGAUUGAGCUGCUGAAAUCCCAUAAGCUUAUUCAAGUAUCCUUAUUUCAAAAGCCAAUAAACAAGAUCAAAUUGGCAGAUUUAUUGGUGGCAACGAACAAUUUCGACGCUGAUAAUGCGAUUAUUUCGACCCGAACUGGAGCUUCCUACAAGGCAGUGCUGCUGGACGGGUCUGCGUUGGCGAUUAAGAGGUUAAGUGCUUGUAAACUUACCGAGAAACAGUUUAGGUCGGAAAUGAAUAGGUUGGGACAACUUAGGCACCCAAAUUUGGUUCCACUUUUAGGGUUUUGUGUUGUGGAAGAAGAGAGGUUUUUGGUUUAUAAGCAUAUGCCCAAUGGGACAUUGUAUUCUCAGUUGCAUGGAGGGAGUCUUCUUGGUAUAGGGAAUGGGAAGUUUGAGUUUUUGGAUUGGUCAAAUAGGCUUAGGAUUGGUGUUGGUGUUGCUAGAGGCUUAGCUUGGCUUCACCAUGGAUGCCAACCGCCGUAUGUUCAUCAGUACUUCAGUUCCAAUGUUGUGCUUCUAGAUGAUGAUUUCGAUGCUCGAAUAGCCGACUUCGGUUUGGCACGAUUGAUGGGGUCUCGUGACUCGAAUGACAGUUCAUUUAUGAAUGGGGAUUUAGGGGAGUUUGGUUAUGUAGCUCCCGAGUAUUCAAGUACCAUGGUUGCUUCUUUGAAAGGGGAUGUUUAUAGUUUCGGGGUAGUGUUGUUGGAGUUGGUUACGGGCCAAAAACCGAUCGGAGUUAGCAACGCAGAGGAAGGGUUUAAGGGGAAUUUGGUGGAUUGGGUCAAUCAGUUAUUCAGCACCGGUCGAAGCAAGGAUGCCGUCGAUAAAGCAUUGGUCGGGAAGGGUCACGAUGAUGAAUUGAUGCAGUUCCUGAGAAUUGCUUGUACUUGUGUGGUUCCUAGGCCAAAGGACAGACCUUCUAUGUACCAGGUUUACGAGUCGUUGAAGAGCAUGGGCGAGAAACAUGGUGCCGCUGACUACGACGAGUUCCAGCUGAUCUUCGGGAAACAACAAGAUCAUGAUAAUUAGGAGUAACCCUGUUUGGGGUAUACUGCGGUGAUUGUGAGUUAAAUGCAGGCAAUGACCAACAUAUCUGCAUUUGUGUAUGGUAUCUUCUGUUUUAAGGCAUUUUCUGCAA